GGACCCAGACCCUGCCUUCCGACGCGACAGGGAGCCGCUCAGGCGGACUCAUCCUCAGAGAGGGACACGGACCUGCAGGACCCAGCAUGGCACGGCUCUCCCUUCUGCUGCUGAGCUACGCUCUGGCGGUACAGGCACUCAUCAGAGUUCCCCUGCACCGCAUCUCCACGAUAAGGGCUGAGCUGCGGUCUGCCCGUCGCCUGGAGGCCUUCAUGAAGGACCAUCAGCCUGAUAUCUUCUCCAGGAGGUUCUCCCAGUGCUUCCCCCCCACAAGCCUGCGCACGCUGAAGCUGGGCUGGACCAGUGAGAAGCUUUACAAUUACAUGGAUGCCCAGUACUACGGCGAGAUCAGCCUGGGGACUCCUGGACAGAACUUCACAGUGAUUUUCGACACCGGCUCGGCUGACCUGUGGGUGCCGUCAUCCUACUGUGUCAGUGAGGCAUGUGGCAAGCACAACAAGUUCAAGGCCUUUGAGUCGAGCAGCUACGUUCACGACUGCCGGGUCUUUACCAUCCAGUAUGGGUCUGGUCACCUGAUGGGUGUGAUGGCCAGGGAACUGCUCAGGGUGGGUGAAAUGUCAGUGGACAAUCAGCAGUUUGGGGAGUCGGUGUACGAGCCGGGUAUGACCUUCCUCAUGGGCAAGUUCGAUGGAAUCCUUGGUCUGGCCUACCCCUCCCUGGCACAGGAGGUGGGGACGCCUGUGUUUGACAACCUCAUGGUUCAGAAGAAAGUGACACAGCCCAUCUUCUCCGUCUACCUCAGCAGGAAGAAGAGCUCUUCAGAUCCAGAAGGGGAGCUGUUACUGGGAGGGGUAGAUGAAGCUCUUUAUAUUGGACCAAUUCACUGGGUUCCUGUCACUCAGAGGAAUUACUGGCAGAUCAAAAUUGAUAAUGUGAAGGUGCAGGGUGUGCAGACCCUGUGCACCAACAGCUGUCAGGCCAUUGUGGACACCGGGACGUCCCUCAUUGGUGGGCCCACCAUUGACAUCAUGUUCCUGCACCAGCUUAUCGGGGCCACACCCACCUCCAUCGGCGAGUUCUUGGUGGACUGUGCCAGACUUUCCAGCCUCCCUCUGAUCACCUUUACACUGAAUGGUGUGGACUAUCCCAUGCCUCCAGAAUCCUACAUUAGAAAGGAGAUACUGAGCAGCAUGGAGGUCUGCUUCAGUGGCUUCCAGGCCGUGGACGUCUCCACCUCCCAGGGGUCCCUCUGGAUCUUGGGGGAUGUCUUCAUCUCGGAGUUCUACAGCAUCUUUGAUCGUGGCCAGGACCGGGUUGGCUUCGCUCGGGCCCGUCAGGAGGGGGAAUGGGGGCCGUAGGCUAGAGUUAGCUUCCUGGCAUGCACUACAAGUCUAGUAAAAAACGUAGGGAACCAAAACAAGAAACGAAGAAGCUCCCUUCUGCUAGACAGGUAAUUAAACAGAUUUUGGGUGAUCAGACAAUACUUUCAGAACUGAGCUCUUAUUUCUACACAAAUGAUGUCAACAUAUAUAAGCAAUGCUGUCAAGAACAUUGCAGAUCUCUGCUAAUGAAAUGUAUCGUUCUUUAAUUGAUUAUACAGUUAACCGUAAAACUGAACUGUAGCCACUUUGAGAUGUUAAGUAUACAUUUUCUGUAAUUAAAUUUUAAUGUUAGCUUGAGAUUAUCAUGCUGCAGGUGUCAUUAAAUUUCUGUAACAUUUC
Molecule: messenger RNA, 1682 nt
Organism: Paramormyrops kingsleyae
Lineage: Eukaryota; Metazoa; Chordata; Actinopteri; Osteoglossiformes; Mormyridae
Product: pepsin A-like
Biological process (GO): proteolysis
Molecular function (GO): aspartic-type endopeptidase activity
Source: RefSeq, a predicted model, not a curated record